Molecule: messenger RNA, 1991 nt
Organism: Oryzias melastigma (Indian medaka)
Lineage: Eukaryota; Metazoa; Chordata; Actinopteri; Beloniformes; Adrianichthyidae
Gene: rnf121
Product: ring finger protein 121
Exons: 9
Coding region: 104-1102 (332 amino acids)
Cellular component (GO): Golgi membrane; endoplasmic reticulum membrane
Molecular function (GO): ubiquitin protein ligase activity; metal ion binding
Source: RefSeq, a predicted model, not a curated record
AGUUUUACAGAGCAUUGGCGAUUUAUUUUGAAACCGGAAGUGAACCUCUACAGCUCGUCCACUAAUGCCUAUGGCCCCGGAAAGAUAAGUGGGCCCUCCGAAGAUGGCUGGAGUGUUUGAGGUGGAGGUUGACGGUGUAGAGCACGACCAUGGACUGGAGCACCAGAAUGACGCAAACCAGUUCGAUGUGUCCAAGCUUUCCCCAGAGGAGAAAUGGAGGAUGGAGCAUGCAAAAAUGCACGCUAAACACAAAGGGCACGAGGCCAUGCAUGCAGAGAUGGUGCUGAUCCUCAUCGUCACCUUGGUUGUUGCACAGCUCGUCCUCGUUCAGUGGAAACAGAGACAUCCAAAGUCAUACAAUCUGGUGACUCUGUUCCAGAUGUGGGUAGUCCCUCUCUACUUUACUACCAAACUUCACUGGUGGAGGUUCCUGACCACGUGGUUUAUCUUCUCUGUCAUCACAGCAUACAUAUCCUUCCGGGCCACUCGCAAGCCACUGGCCUGCACUACACCUAGGUUGGUGUACAAGUGGUUCCUCCUUCUGUACAAGAUCAGCUAUGCCAUCGGUAUCGCUGGCUAUAGCGUCGUCAUGUUUACACUUUUUGGUAUUAACCUAAUAUUCAGGAUAAAACCAGAGGAUGCCAUGGAUUUUGGAGUUUCACUACUGUUCUACGGGCUGUACUACGGUGUUCUUGGAAGGGACUUUGCAGAGAUGUGUGCAGACUUCAUGGCUUCAACUGUUGGGUAUUACAGUGCAUCAGGCAUGCCAACCAAGCACCUCUCUGACAACAUCUGCGCUGUCUGUGGUCAGCCUAUACUGGUGGAUGUCAGUGAGGAAGGGAUUAUUGAGAACACGUACAGAUUAUCCUGCAACCAUGUUUUCCAUGAGUUCUGCAUACGAGGAUGGUGCAUCGUGGGAAAGAAGCAGAUGUGUCCGUACUGCAAAGAGAAGGUGGACCUAAAGCGGAUGUUUAGUAACCCCUGGGAAAGGCCACAUGUGAUGUAUGGACAGCUUUUAGACUGGCUUCGAUACUUGGUCGCCUGGCAACCUGUGAUCAUCGGGUUUGUGCAGGGAAUCAACUAUGUUCUCGGUCUGGAGUGACCCGAGAUGGACACAGCCUGACGCCACGCUGAGAAGAUAUGCACUGGCUCAAAGGACUGUGGGCCUAACAUGGAACUGAAAACCACCAAUGAAAGUGUCUAUAUACUGUUUUGUAAAUAUUUAUAGGCACAUCUGUAUUGAAUUUUAUUAAUAAUUCAUUAAGUCCGUCUUAAUUUUUCCGCGGUUCAUCACAGUGUCACACCCAAGUGAUUGGUUCGGAGUAGUAAACCAGUUUUGAAAAUCAUUAGAAAGGUGCUGUUUUUUUCUAAUGUAUGUUUUGAUCAUCAGAUUUAAGUUAAAAUAUCGCGCUGGAGUGUGUUUUUCUCAUGUCAGAUACAUCAAAUGACGACGUUCCAGAGCAAAUCGGAAUCAGUUUGUGAUUUCUUCCUUUAUUGUAAUUACUCAUUUUUGAGUUUCGGUUAAACAUUUGGGGUCUGAGUGACUUGUUUUCUCAUAUCACGUCAUUGUCUCUCCAGAAAAGCCCAAAUUAUUCAGGACUUGUUUUGGUCAAAUAUUUCAUGUUACUGGAUUCUUUACUAAAAAGUCAGAUUUGUGUUAUUUCCCUCUAAUUAAAAAAAAUCCAGUGUUUCCUUUACUGUAAUGGGAUAUCAACACAACUCCAAGUAUAAGGCUAAACAAUGAUGUGCAGUUAAAAAAAUAUAAUAUGAAGCUGACAUAAAUGGCAGAAGUACAACUCAAACUACCAGGUCUUCCACUUAUUCUCUUAUGUUGAUGCUCAAAUUCUAAAGUUGCUAAGGAAGGAGUAAAAACAAAAGUCUAAACCACAGUUCAUGCAUUUUUGUUGAUCCAUUCAAACCUAAUGGGAGCGUGUGUAACAUGAUGAUUAUGUUCAGUUGUGGUCAGUCAAUAAACGUCAUGGUUUUGAUCA